AUGUCGAGCUCCAACCCUCAGGCCGACAUCAAGAGGAAUCUGGAAACUGUCCGAAUUCAGCGCGCCGUCUGUGAGGCGAUGCCAACAACCAUGCCUCAAAAUGCCGUCUUGUUCGGCGACCUGCCGGCGCAGUGUGAGGUGGCCGAGCUCUUGAUGGUCAACGGGCACUUCAAGUUGGCUUUGAAGGUGAUCGAAUUCCUGGAUUUGCCGGCCGUGGAGCUGUGCAUUCGUGUCAAAUCAAAUAGCCACCCAGCAGGCGAGAUGUCCAACUGGAUCCAUCGUAGUGAAAUUCUUGGAGGCUUGGAUGUCAAGUGUUGGCAUGUGUCUGCAGAACAGAUGGACAGCCUUGUUUCCAACGUGGUGAAUAUUUGGAUCAUCGAGAAGGACCACUGUCCCAGAAAUCCCCCCGUCAGCAAAGAGACGGCCUUGACAUACUCAAGACAUAUUCAAGCGCCUAUCUGCCAGGAGGAGCUGAAGGCAGAUCGCUCGGCCGCCUCCCAGCUGGUACCAUAUAUUCAAGACGAAAGGCGGGUGUGUGCCGAAGAUUGUGUCAAGUCGUGCCAUUGCUGUCAAAUCGUAUAA
Symbiodinium natans is the source of this 582-nucleotide messenger RNA. The record is from the annotation of a GenBank genome assembly. NCBI's taxonomy places the organism in Eukaryota, Dinophyceae, Suessiales, Symbiodiniaceae.